Molecule: messenger RNA, 741 nt
Organism: Trichomonas vaginalis G3
Lineage: Eukaryota; Parabasalia; Trichomonadida; Trichomonadidae
Product: metallophosphoesterase family
Exons: 1
Coding region: 1-741 (246 amino acids)
Molecular function (GO): hydrolase activity
Source: RefSeq, a predicted model, not a curated record
AUGUCUACAGGUAAAGCUAAAGUCUGGGCAAUUAGUGAUCCUCAUUUACCAAGUGCAAAAGAUAAGAAAAUGGAAAAGUAUGAUCCUGUCUGGACAGAUCAUCCAAAACACAUUCUUGAAAAUCUUCAAAAGGUUGUAGGACCAAAUGACGUUGUUUUAAUACCAGGAGACAUCUCUUGGGCCGAUAAAAUAACAGAAAUGGAGGAAGAUCUUAAGUUAUUAGCUGCUAUUCCUUGCAAAGUUAUCAUAUCAGAAGGAAAUCACGAUAGAUGGGCUUCUAAAGCAAGUGCAAUUAAAGAAUUACCUUCUAACGUCACAUGGACUGUUGGAAAAAUGCAAAGAAUCGGAAAUUUAGCGAUCGUAUCUCAGAGAUUAUGGGAUAUUGAAGGGAUUUUCCCAUGGCCAGGACAUAUAGCUUCAAAAGGAGCAAGCGAGAAAACACCUGCAAGAGAAAUUAAUCGUUUAGAAACUCAAUUAAAGUUACUUCCUCAAGAUAAAGAUAUAAUACGCAUAUUAAUGGUUCACUUCCCACCGGUUGCUUACGACGGAUCUCCAGGAAUCCUUACAGAUAUGAUAAACAAAUACAAUGUUGAUUAUUGCAUUUACGGGCACGUUCAUGGUCAAAAAGAAGAUCCAAACCUUAAAGCCCAUGACAUCGUUAUAGGCUGCACCCAUUUCUACCUCACAUCUUGUGAUUGGCUAAAGAUGAUUCCAAAAGAAAUUUGUGAAUUCACUCCUUAA